This is a messenger RNA of Erpetoichthys calabaricus (reedfish), 3282 nucleotides long. It is a transcript of the gene smg8, whose product is annotated as SMG8 nonsense mediated mRNA decay factor. NCBI's taxonomy places the organism in Eukaryota, Metazoa, Chordata, Cladistia, Polypteriformes, Polypteridae. The coding region runs from base 41 to 2788 and encodes 915 amino acids. The record is from RefSeq and is a predicted model, not a curated record. The transcript has 4 exons. Gene Ontology annotation, biological process: nuclear-transcribed mRNA catabolic process, nonsense-mediated decay.
AACAGUUGCCUGAAUACUUUGUUCCGCCUAGUAUAUAAACAUGGCGGGACCCAUGCCUAUUUCAUCGCUGUUACUUUCGGAACUGAAAGAGGACCCCUUGUACAGGGAAGAAGGUCUUUGUGUGUUGGGAAUUUUCGGGAAGAGCACUCUGCAGGCGGACGCCGCAAAAGAACGCUUGGUCGCCUCACUAACGGAGCGGCAUGUAUUCCCCUUGCUUGGGCCGGAAGAUUCUCCUGCUGAUGAUGGGCUUAUUCAGGCUUAUUACCAGGCUGAGAACCGGGUCCUGUAUCUUAUGCUCAACUCUGUGUGCGACGGACAGCAGCUUCUACUAGCUUGUGAAGCCCUGGAAGCAGGUUGCGGACAUGCAGAAGCCCAUGAACGUUGGAAGGCGGCCGAAAGACGGCUAUGCCUGCGGCUUCUCUACCUCUUUUCGUUGUGCCACAUUCUGCUACUUGUCCACCCAAGUUGCGGCUUCGAUGUCACCUAUGACCGACUGUUCCGAGCCCUCGAUGCUUUACGCCAGAAACUGCUGCCUCUGCUACGUGCAGCCAUCAAAGACUGUCCGGUGUCCAAGGAAUGGCGGCUCAAUUGCAGACCCUGCCCGCCUCGCCUUCUCUUCGUCUUUCAGCUGAACGGUGUCUUGCGAGUUAGUGGUGCGGGAUCAGCUGCACCUGCAGAUGUCACAGGGAACAACCCAGAGAAGCCCAAAAAGCACUCCCCACGGAGGCGACUCCAGCACGCACUUGAAGACCAGAUUUACCGCAUUUUUCGCAAGAGCCGCGUCCUCACCAACCAGAGUAUCAACUGUCUCUUCACAGUACCGGCCAACCAGGCCUUCGUGUACGUGCUGCCUGGACCAGAGGACGACCCGGUGAGCGCUUUAUUGGGUCAGCUGCGAUCGCAAUGCUCCCUAAGAGAGAGCGAGACACUGACGGGCCCCAGACGCUACCAGCAGCUGCGCCAUUUAGCUCGCCAACCGUCCUUCAGCGUGGAGAGCAGCCCUGGAUCACCAGGUAGCGGCCAGUUGGUGGACUGCACCCUCAGGGAGUUCCUUUGGCAACAUAUUGAUCUUGUUCUGACCAAGAAGGGCUUUGAUGACAGCGUUGGUCGCAACCCACAACCCUCUCAUUUCGAGCUACCCACUUACAGUAAGUGGGCGCAGGUAGCACUGCGGCUCUACCAUGUGCUACUGGAUGACAAGGAUGAAGAACUGGCUGAGCUGGCACACAAAGUUCAGGGGCAGUUAAAGGUGCUGGAAAGUUUUCUGGAUGCUGAUGCUAAGUUUUCAGAGAAUCGGUGCCAGAAAGCCUUACCCCUAGCCCACAGUGCCUAUCAGUCCAAUUUGCCCCACAACUAUACUACCACGGUGCAUAAAAACCAGUUGGCCCAGGCCCUGCGGAUAUACAGUCAACAUGCUCGUGGGGUGGCUUUCCAGAGGUAUGCCAUGCAACUUCAUGAAGACUGUUACAAGUUUUGGAGCAAUGGACACCAGCUCUGUGAAGAACGCAGCCUUACUGACCAGCACUGCGUGCACAAGUUUCAUCUUCUUCCCAAGCCAGGAGAAAAGCCAGAGAUGGAUCGUAACCCACCCAUUCUCUUCCAUAACAGCCGAGGAAGAUCAACUAGUGCUUGCAACUGUGGUCGCAAACAAGCUCCAAGGGAGGACCCAUUUGAUAUUAAGGCAGCCAAUUAUGACUUUUAUCAGAUGUUAGAAGAGAAGUGUUGCUGGAAGCUUGAGCAUAUACACUUUCCAAUAUUCCAGUCAAGCACUUUGGAUCCAGAGCCUGUUCAUAAUGAGGCUUCCCCAACUAUAGAGCCUGAAGCUGAAGGGGAGCCUGAGAAGAUCAAGGACAAAGAUGCUACAGGUCACUCUCCAGGAGAGGGAACUAACCUAAGUUUGGCACUAAGUUUGGGCCAGUCUGCUGACAGCUUAGGACCAUAUGGAGGGGUUGAGGGUACAGAAGGUCAAGAGAAGAGACCCGGUUUAGUAGACAGACAGCCUUCCACAGUUGAAUAUCUUCCUGGCAUGAUCAAUUCAGGCUGCCCAAAAGGACUGCUUCCCAAAUUCUCUAGUUGGUCUUUAGUUAAGCUUGGUCCUGCCAAAGCCUACAAUUUCCAUACUGGUUUGGAUCAACCUGGCUUUUUGCCCAAUUCUGCUUUUCUUCUGCCAUGGGACAUAAUGAUUCGGCGUUCUGAGGAGGACAUGGGACAAGCUGAGCAAUUUGACAGUGGUCCUUGCUCCUGGCCUGCACCAAAUAAGACAUUGCAAGGAAAACGUGGAGGCUUAGGCCUUGGAAGAGGGCGUCGUCGUGAUGAUGUAGCAAGAGCUUUUGUCGGGUUUGAAUAUGAAGAUGGUCGAGGCCGCCGUUUUAUGAGCUCAGGGCCUGACAAGGUGAUGAAAGUUUUGGGCCCUGGUGGACCCAAAGAACCAGCUGCUCGUGUCCUUAGCUCUGACAUGCCUCUAUACAUCCCUUCUCCAUCACAAGGCCGUGGUCUCAAGCCACACUACUCACAGCUUGCCCGGCUGUUCGUUGUGGUUCCAGAUGCACCUUUAGAAGUCGUCCUUACACCACAGGUCCAGCCAGGGCCACCUGCAUGUCCUGUGUUUCAUCCCGAACAGCCAGAGAUCAUCUUGCCCCCAGAUGGUCUAUGGGUCCUACGAUUCCCUUAUGCCUACGUAACAGAUCGUGGCCCGUGCUAUCCUCCAAAAGAGAGUCAACCUUUGUCCAGCUAUCGGGUCUUGAAGGGCAUAUUACGAGCCAACACCAGCAGCACACCACCACAGUGAGCACCUAACAGAACAGGAGAGACAGAGCCUUUUCUUACCAGGACUAAUGUGUGUUUCUAACUGAAUGACACAAACAUAACAAUUUAUACUUGAUGCAGAUAGCACCAGCUAACCACUUUUGAGGAAAAACGUUUUGCACUUGAAUAGUUCUUGCCUCACGAGUUGGCUUUGGUUUUCACUUUUCUUAGAUGUGUACUAGUAAGUGCUGACUGUUUUCCUCACAUUUUUUUGCAUAUCUGAAGUUCCAGCUGUAAACUGUUAUAUGGACUCCUCUAAAACAACAGGAGACAAGACAAAUUGUUUGAUAUAGUGUGGACAGGUGAAUUAAGCUUUAAAUGAGGCAGUGCUAGGUUAUUGAAUCUUAAAGACCAGCUACUGUUCAAAAGAAAAAAGUGAACCUCUUACAGAUUAAUUGAGUAAUGGCAACACAUCACGUUUGCAAGGAGGUAUGCAUGAGUUAUGAAGGCAGGUACUUCUAAUUUGUGCUCAGUAGA